AGUAAAUACAUGCAGAACGAACAGCUAAACGAAUUUACUCCAGCAGAGCAUAUUCAUCAGAUUCGCUCAUAUUUCGAUAUCAUAGACAAUGCAGUUCAAAUUGGUGACACUAAUAGAAAAUAUUCUGACGCAAAGAUUCCAUCACAACCUGGAACUGCUAAAGAUAACACAUGGGUAACAUUCAAUCUCUCACCUCCUGGUGAAAUAUGUUGGACCUUUACAAUACAUUCAUUACGUA
This is a messenger RNA of Trichomonas vaginalis G3, 238 nucleotides long. RefSeq lists its product as uncharacterized. The annotation marks the transcript as partial. The transcript has a single exon. Lineage: Eukaryota; Parabasalia; Trichomonadida; Trichomonadidae. The record is from RefSeq and is a predicted model, not a curated record.